Messenger RNA from Colletotrichum phormii, 1131 nucleotides. Its product is annotated as transcription factor IIA, alpha/beta subunit. Lineage: Eukaryota; Fungi; Ascomycota; Sordariomycetes; Glomerellales; Glomerellaceae. Gene Ontology annotation, biological process: transcription initiation at RNA polymerase II promoter; transcription by RNA polymerase II. The transcript has a single exon. The record is from RefSeq and is a predicted model, not a curated record. Gene Ontology annotation, cellular component: transcription factor TFIIA complex. The coding region runs from base 1 to 1131 and encodes 376 amino acids.
AUGUCGAACAACGCGGUGGGCAACGUCUACUCGCAAAUCAUCGAUGAAGUGAUAAAUUCUUCUCGAGUCGAUUUCGAGGAAGGCGGUGUUGAUGAGAGCGUGCUCGAAGAGUUGAAGAAGGGCUGGCAGGAGAAACUCACCCAGCUCGAGGUCGCGGCGUUUCCAUGGGACCCCGUCAAGGAAGCUCCAGCUCCCGCAGCACCACCUCCGACUACGGCUGCUCCACCGCCUGCGGCUCCAUACUCCCAAGCCCAGCUCAGUCCCCAACUUCCAGUGCCCGGUCUGCCUCUGCCCGGCGGAACCCCGGCUCAACAGGCCGGUAACAUGCCUGUCAAGGAGGAGCCUUACAUCAAGCCGGAGCCUGGCAUGCAGAACGUGCCAAUGCCCCCAUCUCAACAAGAUAGCGCUGGGCUCGCAGCUUACCGAGCCGCUCAACAUGUGCGCGGUCAGUUCGGUGAGAAAGGCGCCGCCUCCAUGAACGCCAUUCAAGCUUCAGCGACCAACAGGCCCGCCAACCAGCCGCCUCUGCCCCAGAUGCCCGGCCAGCCUCAACAGCAGCAGCAACAGCAGCACCGCCCUGGAGUUCCUCAACAGGGUCAGCAACAGCAGCGCCCGCCUAGCAAUGGUCAGCCAGGUGUGAAUCCCUCGCAGACCGACGGUGCUGGCGACGAUUUCGACUUUGAAGGUGUUUUGCUCCAACGCAACCCUGACGGCUCUCAGCGCGAGCUUGGACGUGUCGACAUUGAUCGCAUGAUCCAUGCGCGGAUUGCUGCCAACGCCAAGAGCAUGGAGGGCGGCGGCUUGAUGCUGCCUCUGAAGGAAGCCACGAGACAUUCGUCAGCUGCCACCGCGCGAUCCAAGGGCAAGGAGCACGGUGGAAUUGCUGGUUACGAUGGUUACGAUGAUGAUGAAGUUGACGAAGACGCAAUCAAUUCAGAUCUUGACGACCCUGAUGAAGAUAAGGAUGACGACGAGGUUGAUGAUGAGGGUCUUGGACAUAUCAUGCUCUGCAUGUACGACAAGGUCCAGCGCGUCAAGAACAAGUGGAAGUGCGUUCUCAAGGAUGGCGUUCUCACCGUCAAUGGCAAGGAAUACGUCUUCCACAAGGCCACUGGCGAGUACGAGUGGUAA